ACACGAGCUUAGAUUGCACGCGCACGCCACAGCGCUGAUCAUGACCACCCGAGCUUUUGUCGCCUACAGAUGGCGUAAUUCCAUUAUUUAUUCUCUCCUCCAUUGUUCGCUAAUGGAGCUUGCUCCAUGGUUCGCUCAAGGAGUUAUGUUGAUCUGUUCACUCCAUCCACUGAGAUCUGUUUAUUGUACGCCGACCAAUCAGUGAGUACAUCGGAUGGCGUACGAAGAGGGAAUAUAAUAUACCGCUUCCAUGCAUAGGAUAGAGUGGACAGUACAACGCAGACGAUAUUGUCCAUUUGUUCUUCGGGAACGAGGAUUCAGAGGUAACGUCCCCAUCACAUUUUUCAUCACAGAAACAAAAUUAUCAGCAAGACAUUGCCAAGAAACCUCGACGAUAGAUGGAGGGGGAGCACAAAGCCCGCCGUUUGUUAGUUCUCCUGUGUGCUCACAUGAGCAUGGUGAUCUUCGGGGGAACCUACCGUUGUCUUGGUGUGUUUCUGGUAGAAUGGCGGGAGUACUACGACACUUCCUCGACUCAGGUCAGCUUGAUCGUGACGGUGUUGGCAGCAUCGGGACUUCUUUCAGGGAUUCCAUCCGGCAUCGUGAUUACCAGAUAUGGAUGCCACUACGGUAGUCUGUAUGGAGGUGUUGCCUUUGUUGCUGGGACACUUACAAGUGUCUUCGCCCCAAACCCCAUUGUUCUUUGUAUUACCAUGGGAUUCUUGACAGGUCUGGGCAUUGGAGCAGUCAGGAACUCUGCCAUAGUGGCCAUUGCUCAUGUCUUCAAGAAGGGCUUUUCUCGAGCGAACGGUAUAGCACUGGCUGGCGGAAGCAUCGGCAUGAUGUUGUUUCCGCCCCUUCUGCAAUUAUGCAUCGACCAGUUCGGAUGGCGGGGAGCGAUGCUCAUUCUAUCUGGCAUGCAACUGCACAUCUUCAUCGCAGCUCUUGUAUUCCGCCCACCAAGGGAAAGUAGGACAACGGAAAACCAGUCCAAGUCAAAGCCGAGUGUCAGUGAUGAGAACAAAAACCAUGAACUGGAGCCUCUAAAAGGCGAAGAUGGAGACCAAAGUAAAAGAACUAAUCUAGAGGAAAUUAAUGACCAUUUACCUGAUGAAAAUUUAACUCAUUCAGUGGAUGUUAAUCAUUGUGAAACAAAGUUGAACUCCUGUGUUCAAGAACAAAUUGAGAUUCAUGAUGAUUCAGAAACACGAAUAUCCCGCCUUGAUGACACUCCAGAAGCAGAAAGCGUAUUGGAUGAUCAAGAAGUUAAUAAGGAACAAGAUGUGAGAAGGGUUGAUACCAAAGAGCAUCAGACUAACACUUUGCAAAUCAAUGAAGGUGUCCCAGAAGUUCUGAGUAAAAGUGAUGAGGCUCCUGGUGACCGCUCGGGCCCGAACGAGAGUGAAGCACUCAUGGACCAGAGUGAUGAAGUGAAAGUAAAAGUAAAUGAUCCGCCAAUCACCACCGUUGCUUCAAAGCGACGUCCGUCUCGCGUCCAGAGAGGACUCAGUACCUCCGGCCUCAGUCUCUUCUGCAACAACGUCGGCUUCUGCCUAUUUAACCUUUGUCAGAUCGCGAUUGGGCUUUGCUACACAGGGGUAUUAACGCACCUCGUGGCGAGUGCGGUUUACGAUGGCAUUGAUCAGCAGUCUGCAUCGUUUCUCCUGUCUGUGUUUGGUAUCGCCAAUCUGAUCGCACGGUUGGGGAGUGGUUGGAUAGUCGAUCUCCAUCUUCUGUCUCCUGAACAUCUCUAUGUCCUGUGUGUGAUUGCCUUUGGUGCCACUAUGAUUGUAAGCAGAGCUUGGAGUUCAUAUGGAUGGUAUGUCUUCGUUGCCCUUUUAUUUGGAAUUUCAGCGGGGCUUUUCAAAUCCCUCAACCCUGUUGUCUUGAAGAGAUAUGUGGGAAUGAAGUACUUUGCAAGAGCUAUAGGCAUCUUCUAUGCCUUCACCGGUGCUGGGGACCUUAUUGGCCCUGUUUUUGCAGGUGCCUUAUACGAUGCAAGCAACUCGUACGACCUACCUUUCUACGUAGCUGGAUCAGUUCUCAUUGUGUCCUCCGGGCUCUUACUAUUGGAACCACCCCUCAGACGGCUGAAGGAAAGACGACAAGCAAAGUCACGCAUGGAACCAAAUGAAUCUGCAGUUUAACAAAAGAAGUGCUCGAUAUUUAUUGUAUUCCAUAUACUGAAAAUGAUGCUGUCUGAUUGGUUAAAACCACUGUCACAUGGACAUAAAUUGUAGAUUUGCUCAUCAAACACAAGUUGGUGUUUUUGUUUUGCUGAUCUUACAGGUUAAUAAUAUCUAUGGUCUAUUUAGUAAGAAAAAAAAGAAGUUAUCAUUAGUGGAAUAUGCGCAAAAUGAAGAUCUGUUGUACUGCUUGUCUUUGGUAAAAGUGCAUUGCAACUAGCUUGGAGAAAAGUUUGUUCCACUGGCACUCACUUACUCAAAUACCACAUGACGCACUAAAAGGAGAGACUUGAUUUCCCUCUGAUGCAACUUUUUAUUAUUCAGAAAUAUACUCCCUUUCUUUCUACACUUAGAAAGUUACCUAUAUAAAAGGAAAUACAUGUAAUCCCACUUGGGUUCGUUGGAGGUAUAAAUGUACAUGCUAUCUUUCCUCGGCUUUGCUUGAAAAGAAAAGGUAUGUCGAAAUUGCCUAAAAAAAUUAUAGUUAAUCCUUCACUGUCACCAGCGGUAAUCAGUAAUUAUUUUCUGAAGGUCUCAGGGAGAAACAUGUAAACCCUGCUUGGCAUUGGCGGUGAUCAUUUUGUGAGAUUCUGGGUCCAUCUAGGGGGGGGGAGGGACAAGACGGUCCUCUCCGAAACUGGGGGGACAUGCCCCACUGUCCCCCCCCCCCCCCCAGGAUUGUUGCAUGGUACUUACAAUGGAGUCAGAUGCAGGGUGUAACCUUGGUACAAGAUGCAGUAUUAUUAUAAUUACAAGUAAUAUUUAUUUAACAGUAUUUCUAUUAGAAAAAAAAAACAGGCUUCUAGUUUACAUUUUAUUUGUAUGUAUAAUUUGGAGCAUAUGGGGAAUAUAGUCUAGAAAUACAACUUCAGUAAGGGGAAUUCAUUCUAAAGGGGAAUUUUUUUUAUUCCCUUUCAGAUUUUGACAAGAGAUUUUCAAUGGCUUUUUGUUGUCCUGCAAGCUUGAGAAUGUUCCAUUGUAGAAUUCAGGGGUUCAAAUUAUGUAUAAACUGAAGACUGAACCAUCAGCAUUCGCGGCAGAAGCCAAAAAAUUUAGGGGGGGGUCCACCUGAAAUUUUGGGAUGGACACAGGUAAAAAAUUUGACAAGCAAAAAAAAAAAAGGUUAUCAACCAAAAUUUUAGGGGGGACCACAAAAAUUUUAGGGGGGUCCACCUGAAUUUAGGGGGGGCAUAGGAAACAAAAUUGACAAGCCAAAAAAAAAAGGUUAUCAACAAAAAGAAUUAGGGGGGACCGUCCCCCCCACCUCAAAUAAAAAAAAAGUCUUCCACCGCCUACGACCAUCAGUACCAUUUAGGGGAAAUUAACAGUGAUGCAAAAUAACAGGAAAUAUAUUCUGGUGUCUAGAAAUGGCCCGUAAAAUUGCCCCUCAGGAGAAUGCAUAUCUUUUCAACUUUUUUUCUUCAAAAAGUUUGUGGUUGUAUUUAUCUGCUAUUUUUUGUUGAGAAAAGCCCCCAUGGAGUUUGUCUUAAUACCUGACAGUUCAAAAUGCCUAAAAAUUUACUUUGCAAUAAAAUUAUCAUGAUUUUAUCAUAAAUCACCCUAUCAUUUAUUCCUUGAAUCCCCCAUAGCAAAAUGGUGAAAGUUUGAACGAUGUCGGACAAGGAAUUAAGAAGUAAUGGCUGUUUGAAAUCUGAGAUCACUUCAACUGUGUAAAUCGCCAAUUUGCAUUAUGCUGAGUAAAUUGUGACCAGUGUUAGGAACUUCUUUCCCAUUUGUACUUGAUUAUGAGGAAUUUGUGGUUUUCUCAUCUAUAAGCACCCUUCCCCCAUACCCUAUAUUGUAAUGGCAUCACCUAAUGACCAAUGAGAAACCCCCAUAGGUAUGAUUACUAUAUUUUUUUAUUUACAAAUUUCAUGACUUUCUGAUUUGUCCGACUUAGCUCACACUUUCAACAACUUACAAACUAUAAUUUAAGUUUGGGUCCCUUCUGAUGACAGAUAUCAAUAUAUUUCAGAAUGGAAUCUUAUCAUAUAUCCUAAAUUCAUACAUUACAAGUGUUUAAUGUUUCUAGAAUUUCAUUGUCAAUGAAUUGUGCUUUUCUUAAGAAAAAAUAUGCUGUAUGUUGUCAUAUUUUUUAUUUGCAUUUUAAUUUUCAACUUGAGCAGACCAUGAUUUUUAAAAACUAAAAUGGAUAUUACCUUUAUCCAUGAUAUUGAAAUUAUCCCUAUACAGAAUGCAAGAAUUUUUUGAUUAAAAAAUAUAUAGGUAUCUGUAUAUUGUAUAGUGAAAAAGAAUAUGAAAUACUGCUAUACGUUAUUAAAAAACAGGUAGUUCCCGAAAGUAUCCUUUCUAAACCAGGGUAAAACGAUGCUAUAUUUUAUUUAUUAAUCCUCUGGAAUUUCCAAUGUAGUUGUCUGUACAUAUAUAUCUCUAAUACAGGUUAUACAGGAUAUCCGGAGCUAGUAUUUGAAGCCGUUCAAGAAAGUCUAUUUCCAAUAGGGUAAUACAUUGUUUGAUAUAAAAAUUGUAAUGUGACAUUUCCAGGGUAAAACAAUUUUGUUCCUUGAUCCACUUUUUUAAACACAGGAUAACCCCCCAUUUACUACACAAUUCAUUGUAACCAUACUCUCAUAAUGCAGUGAAUACCAUUUUCUUACAGGGUCAUCAUAUGCAGUGAAAUUUGUAAGGGUGAAGACAAUACAUUCAAAUUAUUAUAAAAGCUCUGCACUUUCAGAGUUUAUAUUUUUAAACCAAUUUAAUUAAGCAUUUUCAUUGCAUGCAAAGAUUAAUGCCACACAACUUACCCCCUUUAUAUUGAUACCAGUUAUUUGGUGCUUAAAAUAUAUUUUUCUUUUUAUUUCCAUACUAGCCACAGUAUUUUUACAUUAUUGUCUAAAAGCAAACAAACAAAAACAAACAUUGUGCCAUUCAUGUUUUCAUCUUCAACAUGUUUCAAAAUAAAGGAUGUUAUAAAUGUGUGUAUCCAAAUGUGCAUAUAUUGAAUUAGAUUAAAAUAUUUAAGGCCAUUUAUAGUGAAAUUUGUCAUGGUGAAGAAAACAUAUCCAAGCUUUUGAGAUAAAAUUGAUUUUUUGUUGUUGCGAUUUUAGAGUGCAAAUUUGAGCUUUUUUUAUGGCAUUCAACGGUGAAUGCUGCACAACUUUCACCCUUUUUAUUGAUACCAGUUAUUUUGGUGCUAUAUGAGUUAUAAUUUCUUUCUUGUUAUUUCUAUACUAUCUGUGGUAUUUUUACAUUAUUGUGAAGAGCAAAAAAAAUACAUUGUGCCAUUCAUGUUUACAUCUUUAAAAAUUUUUAUGAUAAAGAUAUUUUCAAAUGUGUGCAUCCAAAAUGUGCAUAUAUUUGCAAAUUAAAUUACAACUCACAAAUUACAUUAAUACCAAAGUUUUCUAUACUAAAAAUCUAUUUUGUAAGAAAUAUAUGUAUAUUUAAAGGUGCAAUUUAAAUAAAUUGAUGGGAUGGAUCACUUAAAAUUUGUAGAAUAAGUUUUGUCCUUAUUAAUUAUUGAUUUGCAAUAUUCAUGUGUUCUCUCUUUAUCUUUAUAUUCAUAAUUUUUCCCCUCCCCCUCUCUCUCUCUCACUCUUUCUAUUUCUCUCUCUCCCUCACUUUCUAUUUCUCUCUUCCUUUUUCUCUUUUGCUAUUUCUACCUUUCAGCUAUGUUUCCAAUAUCUCUGUUUUGGGGUCUAAUGUAGCCUAAAAUCUGUGUUAUAAAGUGAUAAUACAUAACCAAUAAAUAAGAUUUUGGUGUUCUUGUAUUAGGGAAAGAAGUUUACAAGUGGUGGUGCUGAUAUGUUUCAUCAGUGUAUUAUCUAAAUUGAUGAAGAAAAUGUAAUUCCAGUAAAUAUACAUAUAACAUGUAAUUUUUUAAUUAGCUGUUCAUUAAACUCUUGAACAAUC
Molecule: messenger RNA, 6059 nt
Organism: Lytechinus pictus (painted urchin)
Lineage: Eukaryota; Metazoa; Echinodermata; Echinoidea; Temnopleuroida; Toxopneustidae
Product: monocarboxylate transporter 12-like
Exons: 7
Coding region: 399-2147 (582 amino acids)
Biological process (GO): transmembrane transport; monocarboxylic acid transport
Cellular component (GO): plasma membrane
Molecular function (GO): monocarboxylic acid transmembrane transporter activity
Source: RefSeq, a predicted model, not a curated record